CGCCGCACGAACCCAACCAGAAACAGUCAAGACUCGUCGCCGGCGGUGAGAAAUUCGCCGAUCAGCUCAGCUCUUCUAUAAACCAUAUCAUAAAAGAGAAUAUUUUGCCAAUCAAGAAAGAAGAAAAAGUAUUAGAAGCCAUGUUUACAGCUAGUGCAUCCAGCCUAAGAUCAGGGCUUCGUCGUGAGAUUCAAAGGCACAUCAGUAAAACAUCGAGCGUCCCAAACAGCGACGCUUUCGUUCCCAGAAAAUCGUCGAAUACACGCAAGGAUUCGGACGCAGAUAAAUGGUCCAGACUGAACAGGCACAAUAACAAGAGAGCCUUAUCAACACUUCAAGCCAAAAUCGUACCGCAAGCUACAACCGUAAAUGUAGGCUCAAAGGAAGAAAGUCGCGAAUUUAUGGCCGUUUUUCCGGAUAUUGUCCGUGAUCUUACCGACGCCGGAAGACACACGGACAUUCCGGAAGUUACCAAAUGGUAUGCUAAAGUAUUACAGCAUAACGUACCAAAUGGUAAGAAAAAUCGUGGAUUAGCUGUUGUUGCUGCUUAUAAAAUGCUCGAAGAUGCAGCCAAUCUAACUCCUGAGAAUGUUCGGUUGGCUAACAUUUUAGGAUGGUGUGUUGAAAUGUUUCAGUCAUUCCUCGUCAUAACAGAUGAUCUAAUUGAUUCAAACGAAAACCGUCGUGGCGAUAUUUGUUGGUACCGAAAUGAAGAUAUAGGUUUAAAAGCAACUAAUGACAGUUUCCUCAUUGAGAACGGAAUCUUCGUUUUGCUCAAGAAACAUUUCUCUCAAUUACCCUGUUACCUUCCGAUGUUAGAACUUUUCCACGAAGCAGCUUUAAAAUCCGCGAUGGGACAAACGUUAGAUUUCUUUGCGAAGAGAGGUGGUGUUCCAAAUUUGGACGCGUUUACGAUGAGUCGUUACGAUGCCAUCGUCAAGUACAGACAUUCGUAUCAUUCGUUUUAUCUUCCCGUGGCAUUGGCGAUGUUUUUGUCGUCACGUUUCGAUCCAGAAAUGCAUAGACAGGCGAGGACCAUAUUAUUGGAAAUGGGACAUUUCUUCCAAGUUCAGGAGGACUUUUUGAAUUGUUUUGGAGAUCCGGUGAUGACUGGAAAGAAAGGCACCGAUAUCAAAGAGGGAAGGUGUACUUGGUUGUCUGUAGUUGCAUUACAAAGAGCAUCUCCGGUACAAAAACAAGUAUUCGAGGCGCAUUAUGGUCGUCCAGAACCGGAGUCCACAUCUAUAAUUAAGAAUUUAUAUGAAGAAUUAAGUCUUCCUAUUACUUAUUCGAUUUACGAAGAGGAAAGUUUUAAAUUGAUUAAAACUCAUAUUCAUCAGAUAUCUAAGGGAUUACCUCACGAGAUAUUUUUGGAUUUUAUGGAGAAAUUGUUCAGGAGGGAGUGUUAAAUUUUAAGAUUUGAGAGAAUGUGAUUUUAUUUUAUUAAUAAAUAAUUAUACUAUUUGAGUGCUGUGGGACUGGAUAAUUUGUUGAAAUUUAUCUGGUAUUUUUAUUACUGAUUAAUUAUAGUUUUUUAUAUUGCUACUACUGGGUAGUGGGAUAUAAUUGAUGAUAUUUUUGUUUUCCUUUUAGGCUAUGAUUAUAUUUAGUUUUUAUUAACUUGCAUUUAAAACGUCCAAGAUAGCCUGUAUCAUUAUCAUGUAAGAGUAUUACAUUUAUACGAAAUAUUAUAAAAGUUUUAAUAAUAAACGAUUAACAAUAAUAUUAUUACAUA
Onthophagus taurus is the source of this 1735-nucleotide messenger RNA. RefSeq names its product Farnesyl pyrophosphate synthase (gene Fpps). Gene Ontology annotation, molecular function: (2E,6E)-farnesyl diphosphate synthase activity; dimethylallyltranstransferase activity. Gene Ontology annotation, biological process: trans, trans-farnesyl diphosphate biosynthetic process. NCBI's taxonomy places the organism in Eukaryota, Metazoa, Arthropoda, Insecta, Coleoptera, Scarabaeidae. The record is from RefSeq and is a predicted model, not a curated record. Gene Ontology annotation, cellular component: cytoplasm.